Stegastes partitus (bicolor damselfish) is the source of this 870-nucleotide messenger RNA. Its product is annotated as deoxynucleoside triphosphate triphosphohydrolase SAMHD1-like. Gene Ontology annotation, biological process: regulation of innate immune response; dGTP catabolic process; defense response to virus. The record is from RefSeq and is a predicted model, not a curated record. The transcript has 9 exons. Lineage: Eukaryota; Metazoa; Chordata; Actinopteri; Pomacentridae. Bases 7 to 870 code for a protein of 287 amino acids. Gene Ontology annotation, cellular component: nucleus. Gene Ontology annotation, molecular function: dGTPase activity.
AUAUUAAUGAUUCUGUGUAUUUUACAGCAUGAGAAGGCCUCUAGGCUCAUGUUUGACCACCUAGUGGAUGUCAAUGGUUUGGAGCGGCUGAUGAAGAAGCAUGGCCUGAUAGUAGACGAGAAAAACGAUAAAAAUGACCUGGUCUUCAUCAAAGAGCUGAUUGAAGGAAAUCCCCCGAGUGACAAAUGGCAAUGUAAGGGCCGGGACGAGAGCAAGUCCUUCCUCUAUGAAAUAGUGGCAAACAAGCUGAAUGGAAUUGAUGUGGACAAGUUUGACUACUUUGCCAGGGACGCCUACCACCUGGGCAUACAGAGCAACUUUGACCAUAAGCGCUUCAUCAUGCUUGCCAGGGUGUGUGAAGUGGACGGACUGAAGCACAUCUGCUCUAGAGACAAGGAGGUGGGCAAUCUAUAUGACAUGUUCCACACAAGGUACUGUCUCCACAGAAGAGCCUGUCAACACAAAGCAAACACAGCCAUACAGAUUAUGAUCAGUGAUGCCUUCUUAAAAGCAGAUGAGCACAUCCAGAUUGAGGGCUCAGGAGGGAAGAUGUUCACUCUGUCCACAGCCAAAGAUGACAUGGAGGCCUACACCAAGCUGACAGAUCAGGUGUUUGAGAGAAUACUCCACCCCUGGUCGCCUUCUCCAGAGCUGAAGGAAGCUGGCAAGAUUCUGAAGAAGAUCAUCUCUCGAGACCUGUACAAAUUUGUGGGUGAAACCAAGGAAGAUGUGUCCUUCCAGGAGGCUGAGCAGGUCUACUGCUGUGGUCGGUUGGCCAUCAACGGUCAGGGAGAUAGUGACAUCACAGACUCUGUGACCACAGAGGCCACAGGAGCAGAGUUCAUCAUUAUUUUACCUGUUCAUAAGUAA